Molecule: messenger RNA, 768 nt
Organism: Gracilinanus agilis (Agile Gracile Mouse Opossum)
Lineage: Eukaryota; Metazoa; Chordata; Mammalia; Didelphimorphia; Didelphidae
Gene: MIXL1
Product: Mix paired-like homeobox
Exons: 3
Coding region: 1-768 (255 amino acids)
Biological process (GO): hematopoietic progenitor cell differentiation; endoderm formation; endoderm development
Molecular function (GO): DNA-binding transcription activator activity, RNA polymerase II-specific; RNA polymerase II cis-regulatory region sequence-specific DNA binding
Source: RefSeq, a predicted model, not a curated record
AUGGCCACAGCAGCGCCCAACCAGCUCCAGUUUGGGGAAAGCCCUCAGUACCCAGCUUACCUGCCCAGCUUUUCUGGCAGGACUUACCUGGCUCCUGCAAGUCCCGGGUGCGCCCCCUGCGAGCCGCCCCCCUCGGGCUCUAGCCCAGACCUUCGACCCUCGGCGGCCUCAGCCUACGAGAGGUACCCCGGGUCUGGGCCGGAGCAAGGGCCAGCUUCACUGCUUCCAGUCAGCCUGGCGCCUCCAGUGCCGCAACUCAAAGGCCAGCCAGCCCCGUCCGGCUCCGGGUCGGGGUCGCAGCGCAGGAAGAGAACAUCUUUCAGCCCCGAGCAGCUGCAGCUGCUGGAACUGGUGUUUCGCCGGACCAUGUACCCGGACAUCACCUUACGGGAACGUCUGGCCACCCUCACCAGGCUCCCUGAGUCCAGGAUCCAGGUGAUGAUGCGCCCGGAUCUCUUUGAAGUCUGGUUCCAGAACAGACGCGCCAAAUCCCGUCGGCAGAGAGGAAAGUCCUAUAAUACCUCAGCAGGACCAGACCUUUUCCUCAAUCAUUCUCCUCUUGGAACUGAUGGGGAACAUUUGGUUCCCCUGCUGCCUCUUGAGGUAGAUGUGAACUGCUUGCCUGAUCCAAGCAGGGGUGGAGUUGGGCUCUCUGGCCCCCAUAACCAAGGACAGAGUUUUGGAACCUUUUUACCUAUAUCUGAAGACACUGGUUCAAAGCUAGACUUGUGGGAGGAGCAUGUCUUAUCUACAUUCAGCAAUUCUUGA